This is a messenger RNA of Papaver somniferum (opium poppy), 2569 nucleotides long. Its product is annotated as probable mediator of RNA polymerase II transcription subunit 37c. The coding region runs from base 409 to 2397 and encodes 662 amino acids. Gene Ontology annotation, molecular function: heat shock protein binding; ATP binding; ATP-dependent protein folding chaperone. The record is from RefSeq and is a predicted model, not a curated record. Lineage: Eukaryota; Viridiplantae; Streptophyta; Magnoliopsida; Ranunculales; Papaveraceae. The transcript has 2 exons. Gene Ontology annotation, biological process: cellular response to unfolded protein; protein refolding. Gene Ontology annotation, cellular component: cytoplasm.
AAGGAAAUUUUGGAUGUUAGGGUUCCAGAUGUUUCAGCCCAAGCCUGACCAAUAAAAUCCACAACCUUAAACCCGGCCCAACUAACCAAUUUCAAAAAAUUGCGCGUGAGAGAGAUCCAGAUGUUUCUAGAAUAAUCCCAUUUUCCCAAACUUUAAUCUAACGGGUCACAACUCCCGGAAGAAAAGAACCUUCUGGAAUUAACCAGAGAUUUCCAAACCUGAAACCUCCUAUAACUCCUUUCCUAAAUACAACUCCACCGCCGGAAGCUUCGCGAAUCAAAUUCUUAUAUAUAAAAGCAUAUGAUCUCUUCUUAAAAACUCAUUCAAUACAAUCUUCUCUUCCCAGAAACAAACUUCUGCAAAAUUCUCUUUAAGCAAUUUUUUUCUUUCUUUCUGUAGUUUCAAAGAAUGGCAGGAAAAGGUGAAGGGCCUGCGAUCGGUAUAGAUCUAGGUACAACUUAUUCAUGUGUUGGAGUAUGGCAGCAUGAUCGUGUUGAGAUCAUUGCUAAUGAUCAAGGAAACAGAACAACACCUUCAUAUGUUGCUUUUACUGAUACCGAGCGGUUGAUCGGUGAUGCUGCAAAGAAUCAGGUUGCCAUGAACCCUGUCAACACCGUCUUUGAUGCAAAGCGGUUGAUUGGCAGAAAGGUUUCUGAUCCAUCAGUUCAGGCUGAUAUGAAGCUAUGGCCUUACAAGGUUACAGCUGGACCAGCUGAAAAACCCGUGAUUACUGUGACUUAUAAAGGCGAAGACAAGCAAUUUUCAGCUGAAGAAAUAUCAUCUAUGGUUCUCAUCAAGAUGCGCGAAAUUGCAGAGGCGUACCUUGGUUCUUCUAUAAAGAAUGCAGUUGUUACCGUCCCUGCAUACUUCAAUGACUCACAGCGUCAAGCUACAAAGGAUGCUGGUUCCAUUGCUGGUCUUAAUGUCCUGAGAAUCAUCAAUGAACCAACUGCUGCAGCAAUUGCAUAUGGUCUUGAUAAGAAAUCAUCCAGCACUGGGGAGAAGAAUGUUCUAAUUUUCGAUCUUGGUGGUGGUACAUUUGAUGUUUCAUUAUUGACUAUUGAAGAGGGUAUUUUCGAAGUGAAAGCUACUGCAGGAGAUACCCAUCUUGGAGGAGAAGAUUUUGAUAACAGGAUGGUAAAUCACUUUGUGCAAGAGUUCAAGAGGAAGAACAAGAAGGAUAUUACUGGAAAUCCCAGAGCAUUAAGAAGGUUGAGGACUGCUUGUGAGAGGGCAAAGAGGACUCUUUCAUCCACUGCCCAGACUACAAUUGAAAUUGAUUCCCUCUAUGAGGGUGUUGAUUUCUACACUUCUAUUACUCGUGCCAGAUUCGAAGAGAUGAACAUGGACUUGUUCAGGAAGUGUAUGGAGCCUGUUGAGAAGUGUUUGAGGGAUGCUAAGAUGGACAAGAGCAGUGUUCAUGAUGUUGUUCUGGUUGGUGGAUCAACUAGGAUUCCUAAAGUGCAGCAGUUGUUGCAGGAGUUCUUUAAUGGGAAGGAACUCUGCAAGAGUAUUAAUCCCGAUGAAGCUGUGGCAUAUGGAGCGGCUGUGCAGGCUGCCAUUUUGACUGGUGCAAGUAAUGAUAACUUGAAUCAGAUUUUGCUGUUGGAUGUUGCUCCUCUCUCCCUUGGGCUCGAAACUGCUGGAGGGGUUAUGACUACUUUGAUUGCAAGAAACACCACUAUCCCCACCAAGAAGGAGCAAGUCUUCUCUACCUACUCUGACAACCAACCUGGAGUGCUGAUUCAGGUGUUUGAAGGGGAGAGGGCAAGAACCAGGGAUAACAACCUGCUUGGGAAAUUUGAGCUUUCUGGAAUUCCAGCCGCGCCUCGUGGUGUCCCUCAGAUCACUGUUUGCUUCGACAUCGACGCAAAUGGUAUUCUUAAUGUAUCUGCUGAGGACAAAACUACAGGGAAGAAGAACAAAAUCACUAUCACUAAUGAUAAAGGAAGGUUGUCCAAGGAGGAGAUUGAGAAGAUGGUUCAAGAGGCAGAGAGGUACAAGACAGAGGAUGAAGAACACAAGAAGAAAAUCGAGUCGAAGAAUGGUUUGGAGAAUUAUGCUUACAAUAUGAGGAAUACCAUCAAGGAUGAGAAGAUUGCUGGGAAAUUGGAUCCAGCUGACAAGAAGAAGAUUGAGGAUGCCAUUGAAGCUGCUAUCCAGUGGCUCGAUUCCAACCAGCUUGCAGAGGCUGAUGAAUUUGAUGACAAAAUGAAAGAGCUGGAGAGUCUUUGCAACCCAAUCAUCGCCAAGAUGUAUCAAGGUGGUGCUGGACCUGACAUGGGUGGUUUUGGUGGACCUGACAUGGGCGGUUUUGGUGGCAUGGGUGAGGAUGGUCCUUCAAUGGGUGGUGCUGGUAGCACUGGUGCAGGACCCAAGAUUGAGGAAGUCGACUAAGUGGAGGCAUUUGAGUGCCUGGGGGUCUGAAUGUGGAAGGGAUUUAUUUUGUUUAGCUCAGUUUUUAGUUUUAAGUUUUUAUUUUGGUGGUACAGUCUUGGUGUUGGUUGAACUUCAGAUACCGGAUGGAAAUAUUUCAGUUUUAGUUUGUUAAUUAAUUUCUUUAUGCUUC